Spodoptera frugiperda (fall armyworm) is the source of this 890-nucleotide messenger RNA. RefSeq lists its product as uncharacterized. Bases 247 to 855 code for a protein of 202 amino acids. The transcript has 2 exons. Lineage: Eukaryota; Metazoa; Arthropoda; Insecta; Lepidoptera; Noctuidae. The record is from RefSeq and is a predicted model, not a curated record.
AAUGACUUGAAAUGACUUUUGUGUACGUUGACGGUACAUAAUUACGAUGUUUUGAGCUAAUUUUUAUAGAUUUUUUUAAUUAUUUUUAAUUUAAUUUAUAAUGCUCUACAAUUUUGUAUACAUUGUUUUUAUGUAUACUUCUAACUGUAUUAUCUGAAACCAAUGUGAUUUGUUUAAAAAUUAUAUUCAGUAUCGGGAUACGUCAUUGUCGGCUCCGGGGCCUGAACAAGCCUACUGAAGUAAAGGAUGAUAUGUAGACGCUGUCAGCGGUCUCUCAGGAGCGGCGAAGGUCUCAAAUGUGGGAUUUGUGAAUCUUGUUUCCAUAUGAGAUGUGUCAGUGAUUCUGUGAAAGACCAUCGCGAGAGCGGAGAUAGAGGUUACCAAUGGAAGUGUUCUCUCUGUCAGAACUACGUGAGCACACAUGCCAGCGGCUCAGAUUUAAGCAGUAAAGAGAAGGAUCACGCUGGGUUAAUGGCGGCUGUUAGUGCCAUAAGCGAAAAGUUUGAACUUGUGAAUAAAAUUCAACUGCCGAAAUUAAACAGCGAACUAGCACAGAUUAAAAGUGUCGCAGAUCGGAUUGUCCAACAGAAUGACGACAUACUACGGAAAAUAAAUGAAAUUGAAGAGAAAAGAAAGAACGAAAAACAUUAUUGUACGACGAAUACAAGAUACAGAAGAAGGAAUAUUAGCCUAACACCUAAACCUAGUCCACAAGCGGAAACUAAGGAAGAAAUACCACUAUCAAUCACAGAAAAAAAUGUGAGGUAUAGAACGCGGAGACGGUCGUAUCUGUUGCACAGAAUAUUUAUCAUAUUAAACAGAAAAAUGAAGAGAACUCAGCCUUCUAAAAAGUAACAGGUUCAGUGAGCGUUCCAAUAAAAAUAUCUUCC